UAUGCGAUGGAUAGCUAGCCGUGCAGCUUUCAACAACUACGGUACAGCGACAUGGCCGGGGAUUAGCGGAAACUCAGGCGCUGUCGACGCAGGUGGUCCUAACGAUACAAUCGUGCAGAAUGAAUGGCUCGAUGAGAACGUUCGACUCGGUCCUCUCGGUGAGCACUAUCCACAAAUCGAAUACAUCAUGGAAGGCGACACACCCUCUCUCAUGUACAACUUUGCAAAUGGCCUUGGAAACCCCGAGUUCCCAAGCUGGGGUAGUUGGGGAGGCCGAUACGGGGCCAACCCCCCAAACUCAUACGCUCAGUAUGCCGACGCAACCGAUACUGUGGUUGGUCUCAAUAACCUCACGAUAACAAGCAACAAGGCCACCAUUUGGCGAUGGCGCGAGGCGUUCCAGAAUGAAUUCGCUGCCCGGAUGCACUGGACUCUUGCACCCAACUCGCCAAACUCAACUGUAGCGCAUCCUCCUAUCGUCGUAGUCAAUGCUUCAUGCGGCGCCGACUAUCUUGAAUACAACGUCAAUGUAGGUGAUACCGUUACCCUUGACGCAUCUUCAUCCUACUCUGUGGACAGCGGCGCAGACCUCGCUUUCGAAUGGUGGCAGUACAAAGAACCAUCUACUUGGUCAAACAAUGUUGGUGUAGUGCCGAGUAUAAACUUAUCACCUUCCAACGGCAGCACGAGUGAUGUAGUCCGCUUCGAAGUCCCUGCUCCACCUGGGGGCUUCUGUUUAUCGCCGGAAAGCGUCAAGGGCAGCGGACAAUUCAAAGAGAAAACCAAGUGCCAGACUCUACACGUUUUGGUGAAGGUGUGGGAUCGUGCGACCAAGUACCCCAUCGAGAGGUAUCGUAGAGUCCUGCUGCAUGUGCAGCCUUAUGGGACACCAUCUACAUAAAUACGUAAUCAUAUAGUUAUCGAACCGAAAAAUGCACCAUUUUCGAUUUUCACCCUCCAUCUAAUCUGUCGACUGAUUAUCUCACCGGCUUAUUCAAGAUGUCAACUCCGCUCAUUUCAUGUAUUCACGUAGGUAUUGGAUACUCCUCUUGCUUUGAAAGAUGGUCGCAUUUAGGUAAGACACCAAGUAAGAAGCGCCACCAUGCAAGAUAACCCCACAACCUCUUUCUCAACAAAGCCAUUGACCCAGCAACGAUUUUCUCGGUCCGCUGCGGAAGGCGCACCCAC
Molecule: messenger RNA, 1188 nt
Organism: Periconia digitata
Lineage: Eukaryota; Fungi; Ascomycota; Dothideomycetes; Pleosporales; Periconiaceae
Source: the annotation of a GenBank genome assembly